Schistocerca gregaria is the source of this 498-nucleotide messenger RNA. RefSeq lists its product as uncharacterized. Bases 1 to 498 code for a protein of 165 amino acids. The record is from RefSeq and is a predicted model, not a curated record. The transcript has 3 exons. NCBI's taxonomy places the organism in Eukaryota, Metazoa, Arthropoda, Insecta, Orthoptera, Acrididae.
AUGGUUGCCGUGGAGCGACGAGGAAGUACUGUGCGUCGGCUGUUCAGGGUUAGUGGCCAGAUAACGCGACCCUGCGAGGGCGCCUCGCCAGAUAAUCUGAGCCUAAUACGAUUGGCAGAGGAAUACUUAAUUCAGAGGAUCGCCUCGUUUUCCGCAGUGUGCCAGCAGGAGCCGUCGCUGAAGCAUCGUGAAGACAUGGCCUGGGGAAGAGGCAUGAUCUACCAGCUAGCAGUAGCGGCUGUUUGCGUGGUGCUGCUGCAAAGCGCGAUGGCUGCUUCUCUGCAACGGCAGCCGUGGACCCUGGAAGAAAUAACAUCCAGCGAAUCUCCAUCACAAUCAAUGAAGAUCGAUUGGGCAAGAGGUCCAGUGGUCCUUGUCGAACACGAAGACCAGCUAUUUUCUAUGGAUUUCGAAGCGGAUACGAAUAAAGUGUUGGUGCCUAAGGAGGCAAGUAUUAGAAGAGACGUUCCUCGGAAAAAGGAAGGCUGUGUAAUGUGA